Messenger RNA from Polyodon spathula (Mississippi paddlefish), 4514 nucleotides. RefSeq names its product retinoic acid receptor beta-like. The transcript has 9 exons. The record is from RefSeq and is a predicted model, not a curated record. The coding region runs from base 571 to 1947 and encodes 458 amino acids. Gene Ontology annotation, molecular function: zinc ion binding; nuclear receptor activity; nuclear glucocorticoid receptor binding. NCBI's taxonomy places the organism in Eukaryota, Metazoa, Chordata, Actinopteri, Acipenseriformes, Polyodontidae. Gene Ontology annotation, biological process: cellular response to corticotropin-releasing hormone stimulus; retinoic acid receptor signaling pathway; regulation of transcription by RNA polymerase II. Gene Ontology annotation, cellular component: nucleus; transcription regulator complex.
CCUGCCAGGAUUUUAUUGAGGCACUCGCUGUGCUGUGUUACAGCAGCCAGAGCAUGAGAAUAGGUGCAGGUCCUGCGCUGCGUACUCUCUUCCAAGAGUGAAAACUGAGAUGUUGUAGAUUGGUAGUCUAAUAAAUAUUACAAGGAAAUGUUGCUUUCUAAUGUAUAGAGCUGAUGACAAGCACUGCCAGCUGAGAAGCAGAGAAGAAAAAAAAAAGAAAGAUCAACCUGGGCAUGAAUGGAAUGAGAAAGCUGUCCAAAUAAGAAUGUACUGCUGAUGGCAGAGGAUUAUUGUGAAAUAAGACAAAAAAUAAGAAGCUGAAGUGCCACUUUUCUUAACAGCCUGCAGAGAUCAAGAGAUGCACAUCAGCUUUUAAACAAAGACUCUGAAAUACAUGACAGACAUGGAACAAUAAAUACCACGUCAAAAUCAACGGGCAGUCUCAUUUCUUGUCAAUGUGUAGUCUGGAUGAUUCACUGCUGCCUCUGCCCCUCUUGCAGUUCAAGAUUGUAGCUUGCAGGCAUGAAGGAGUGAUUUAGAGGCACCGCACCAUCCUUGGUCCUGGGAAGUAUGAAGAUGACAGCCAGGAGUCAGUCCUGCCCCAUUCCUAUGGAUGGCCAAAUGAACAGAUACCCUGCAGGCUCUUAUCCUUUCCUUUUCCCUUCAGUGAUUAGCAGACUCCCUCUUCCUCCUCUCCACAGGCUGCAGAGCCACCCACCAGCCAGUGGAUGCAGCACCCCAUCUCCUGCCACUAUUGAAACACAGAGCACCAGUUCUGAAGAAUUGGUGCCAAGCCCCCCUUCCCCACUGCCUCCACCCAGAGUUUACAAGCCUUGUUUCGUCUGUCAAGACAAGUCUUCUGGCUACCACUAUGGAGUCAGCGCAUGUGAGGGAUGUAAGGGUUUUUUCCGCAGAAGUAUUCAGAAAAACAUGAUUUAUACGUGUCACAGAGAUAAAAACUGUGUUAUUAACAAGGUCACAAGAAAUCGAUGCCAGUACUGUCGGCUGCAGAGGUGCUUCGAAGCGGGCAUGUCCAAAGAAUCUGUUCGAAAUGACAGGAAUAAAAAGAAGAAAGAGACAGUGAAGCCAGACUGCCCGGAGAGCUAUGAACUGACAGUUGAGUUAGAGAACCUCAUUGAGAAGAUUCGUAAAGCUCAUCAGGAAACAUUCCCUUCCCUCUGCCAGCUGGGCAAAUACACCACAAAUUCAAGUGCAGAUCAUCGUGUACGAUUAGACCUCGGAUUAUGGGACAAAUUCAGUGAAUUGGCCACAAAGUGCAUUAUUAAAAUAGUGGAGUUUGCAAAAAAAGUGCCUGGCUUCACAGGACUGACCAUCGCAGACCAGAUAACUCUACUUAAAGCUGCCUGUCUAGAUAUCCUGAUUCUGAGAAUCUGCACAAGAUACACUCCUGACAAGGACACAAUGACCUUCUCAGACGGCCUUACGCUGAACCGAACACAGAUGCACAACGCAGGAUUCGGCCCUCUCACAGACCUUGUUUUCACGUUUGCCAAUCAGCUCCUGCCUUUAGAGAUGGACGACACAGAGACGGGACUGCUCAGUGCCACCUGUCUCAUUUCUGGAGACCGACAAGAUCUUGAGGAACCAGCAAAAGUUGAUAAGCUGCAGGAACCACUUCUGGAGGCAUUAAAGAUUUAUAUAAGAAAGCGGAGACCUAGUAAACCACACAUGUUUCCAAAGAUUUUAAUGAAAAUUACAGAUCUGCGCAGCAUCAGUGCAAAAGGUGCAGAACGUGUUAUAACACUAAAAUUGGAAAUUCCAGGAUCAAUGCCUCCACUAAUCCAGGAGAUGCUUGAAAACUCAGAAGGACAAGAUGCACAAGGAGCUGAUGAAAAGGAAAGUACAAACAAAACCGAACAGAACCCCAGCUCAUCUCCAAGAUCGGAAGACAGUGACCCCGUCAGUCAGCCUGCAGUGGCACAAUAGAACUAUUAAACAAUUUCAGAUAACCCCUUACAAAAUGCAGGAGGAACAGGCAAAGCGAGAAGCAUUUUCAUAGAUGUUUUGCCUUUGUGUUUUUUUCCUUCUUUUUUUACAACACUAAGGCCUAAAAGGACCAGUUCUUUGCAUACAAUUCUUAUUAAGCUCUUAACUUUUUUGGACUUCAGUCUAUAUGUCUUUGAAUUUUAAAGUUUCAUUGGUAAAAAUACCUAAACUAGUUUUAAAAUAUCAGGGUUACAUUAUUUAAUUUCACAAUUGCAUGGUUCAGAGCUUGGCAAGUGGUUACAUUUUUUACUUGUUGACAUGCAUUGUACAUAUCAUUGUAUGGUUAAAUCUUUGUUACUAUACUGGAUUUGUGGUGCUUUUUCAAUGCCUUAAAUAUGUUUUAAGGCAAGAUAUAAAAUGGGCUUAUUAAAUCCUAAAAACAUAUAGAAUGUUUUGACUUAGGUUAGUAUGGAAGUCUAUUUUACAUUUGUUCAUAUAUUUAAGGUGUAUCUGUUUUGUACUCUUUAUUCCCCCAUUAAACAACAUGACAGAGCCUACAUAAGUGGCAGCAAGUGCCCUACCCUUCAGUAUCAAUAGAAACUACCAGUUCUGUUAAAACAGGUCAAAACAAUUGUCAGUCAUUGUGAGUAAAAGAGUUUUAGAUGUUCAAAGAAAGAAUAUUACACUUAUUUUGCAGUAAAGAUAGCCUCCAAGGCAAAUCACUGUUCAGUGUUACAAUGUUGUUGUUUGCCCGUGUCAUGUUGAGCCAGUUAGAUGAUGUAUUGGCUGACCAUGCAGCACUGUUGUAGAGUUGUGUUCCUAGAUACUCUUAAUUAGGGGUUUUAAUUGAUUAAUCAGUCCUGUGGGCUUUGAUCAAUUAAAAAAAAAAAAUUGAUCGAUUAAUCUUGUCUACCUGAGUGCGCCAAAAUUAUUAUUUUUUUUUAAAUGGCAGAAAGUACUUUGAAAUACAUUCUACUCAACUCCGCCUUUACUUUGUCAUGCGGCACGCAAGGGAUAAUGGGAUAUAAAGAGAGCUCCAGGGCAGCUUUUCUAUUGUCUAUGGAGAGAGAUUGGAUUGGGCUGGCUUUCUCAGUGUCUAAAAUGUUUUAAAACUUUUGAAAGACUGUUUCACUCUUGCCCAGGGUCCAAUGAAAAACCAAAUUAACCUGGUGAAUGAUAAAUUGAUAGGAAAAAUGUACUUUUCUGAAUACAGUCCUUCAUCCGCACCUGCUUAGCUAAGAUCACAUGUUCUGUGAUUGCAGUAUCAUAUUCACCUAUAGCAAAAUACUAUUUACUAGUAGUAUGGUAUAAAGAUUAUAUUUUGCUAUACCAAUGCAAAUUAACUUAGGCUACUAGCAUUCACUAUUUUUAAUAUUACUAUAGUGAAAUACAUAGCUUGAUUGAAACCUGAAUUCACAAUUCUCUUAUUUAAAAACCUCUCCAAUACAGUUCACUUAAAUAAAUAUUUUAACUAAUCAAUUAAUAAGGGUCUUUGUUUUAUUAUUUUACUGGGUUUUUUUGUUUUGUUUUUUUACAGAAAAGUUACAGUAGUAAACCAUCAGCAUGAAAUUUGAAAAAUGGUAAAACAACAAAAUAUAAAAACUGACCAAUAUCAAUAAAUGUAUGUUUUAUAAUUGUAUCUGCUGUUUAUAAUUGCAUCUCUACUUUCUGCCCAUGUGCCAUCUCUGGUACUGCAUUCAGAAAAGUGCAUUUUUCGUUUCAAUCACAGUAUGUCAUCAUUAACAUGCGUUAUGUUUUUCGUCAAGACACCCUGGGCAGUAAAAUCAGUUCAAAGCAUCUCCAUCCAACACCGCUCUAUUGACUCAAUAUAAAAGCUAGUCCCAAGUUCUUUUUAUAUCCCAUAAACCUUUAUAGAGUUGAGUACCUUAGUAAUAUAGAAGAUCUUUGGUACUUUUUAAAUCCUUGGCAAAAGGGCACCUGGAAGGUAUACCAAAUAGUUCACAAUAUCUAAAUGCAGAAAAAAAGACUGCAACUUGCAACAUUUGCACAUUGGUGUUUUCCUUUCACAGCACAACUACAUAGUAGUUGCAAAUAUCUUCAGACUGUCAAACUUGUAAGUAAAUAUAUGUAUAUUAAAUGUUAGCUGGCAUUAUGAAACAUCUGCAGUAAAUAGCAUUAUGUUAAUUUGUAUUUGUCUUUUAAUACAAUUCAUAUCACUAGCAAACAGGUGUUAUUAAUCUAUAGUAGAGCAGAUGAUUUAUCGAUCAGUAGAAAAAGUCAAGAUUAAAACCCCUACUUUUAAAUUAUGUUAGACUUCAGCUAAAACACUAAAGCAGUGGCAAUAAUUACAUUUUCAAGAUUAUUACUUGGAAGUGUCAGAAAAAUAUGCAAGAUAUCCACAGAUUAAUCCCAUCCCUGCAGAUGCAGUGACUGAGCCAAUUCAUUUCAAGCCCCCCUGUUGGGGUAUUCUUUUAUAUUUGCUAUACCUGUAAUGUAUUUUCCCUGGCUCCGUUUGUACAUUAACAAUGCUUUUUAUGCUCAUAUACCGUUUACCUUUACCGUGGAUUCUCCUGGCAAAUUAAUAAAAUAUAUUUAUUUUAAAAAUG